Messenger RNA from Plasmodium coatneyi, 1875 nucleotides. RefSeq lists its product as uncharacterized. Gene Ontology annotation, biological process: fatty acid biosynthetic process; rRNA processing. The record is from RefSeq and is a predicted model, not a curated record. The transcript has a single exon. Gene Ontology annotation, molecular function: holo-[acyl-carrier-protein] synthase activity; metalloendopeptidase activity; magnesium ion binding. The coding region runs from base 1 to 1875 and encodes 624 amino acids. Lineage: Eukaryota; Apicomplexa; Aconoidasida; Haemosporida; Plasmodiidae.
AUGCCGGGUUCUGCUGCCCACAGAAUAAGGAAUGCCUGCACGAAAGUAGUAAAAGUGUUAUUUCUAUAUUGGCUCGUUUUUGUGAAGAAGCAGAAGGUCCCAAACAUGGUGCACACGCUAGGGAUGACAAAGAGAAAAAGUUGCAUCCAGAUAGGGCAUCCGCCCGGUGGUGGGAAUUAUAUCUCCCCAUGUGCAUCCACGUAUUGUUCUUCACACAGGAGGGCACCUUUUAAUUGUCUUUAUCGGGAUUACUCCAAAGGGAGGAGGCACAAUCCCUUGGGAAGCCUCAUCUCUGUCCACCCACUUAAGAAACUAAAGCUAAUGCGGGGAAAGGACCCCAAACCAGCCGCACGUAAUUUUUACAUUCAUAAUUUUCCAUAUAGGGAAAAAGCAAUUAAAAAAAUAUGCCCCCUAAGGAGAGGGUCAAAAUGGAAGAGUGCAACUUGCAUGAAGAGGUUAGGGAAAAUGAACAUGGUUGGGGAGAAUGAUGAAGAAAUGUUUAACCGAAUAAACAGGAAUGUUAUGAGGAGGGGAUUAGGAGAAGAGGGCCGCAUGUACGAAAACCUAUACGGUAGGAGUGACACUAUGUGGGGAGAGAACUACGAAAGAAAUUCCCUCCUCGAAAUUGUAAAUAACCAGACGGAAGUACCCAUCGACCUUGCCCAUUUCGAGAAAGAAGUGAGGAAACUAAUCCACCUAAUGCGAUUUGAAGAUUUUCAACUGAACAUAACUUUUGUGAGUUUAAAGGAGAUGAAGGAGGUGAACAGAACUCACAGGGGAAAGAAUGAACCGACUGAUGUUAUUUCUCUGUUGCACUAUGUAGAGAAUGGGGAAGGCGUUUCACCUAGUUGUGAGUUGGCAGAUGGUGAUAUACCUGGAGGGAGCUGUUUAAGGUCCGGAGACAUUUAUUUGUGCCCCGCGUACAUAAGCAAAGAGUGUGUACUUGCCCGGGUUAAGUACGAGCAGGGGUUGUUGGGCGAUCAAAGUGGCGAUGUGGAUAAUGUUGGCAAAGUUGGCAAAGUUGGUGGCGAAUCCACACUGGACAACCUAGACGACCAGCAGAGCGGCCAGGGGGAGCUGCGCCCCCGAGGUGUGAACAAACUGUUUAGAACCCUUUUCUGCGUCCACCAGCGGUUGCCGUUGUAUGUCCUCCACGGAUUAAUACAUCUAACGAACAAGGAUCAUGUAAACAAUGUGAAUGAAUACAACGCGUUUAUGGAUAUAGAGGAAGACAUUCUCGGUAAGUAUCUAAAGUUCCAUCAUUACACACACACAUUUUACUCCCACUACGUUAUUGGGUUUGGCACAGACAUUCUGAACGUGAACAGGAUUUAUAAAAUUUUGCAAAAGGGAAAUGGGGGGGUUUUCUUGCGGAAGGUUUUGAGCUCACUUGAGCUGCGGGAGUUGGCUCAGGGGUACCUCGGGGAGGGGGUAAGGAGUGACCAACUGGGGGAUCAUUUGAUUGACCAGUUGGGUAACGGUGGGGAAUUCCGUGAUCAAUCCGAUCGGAACCUUUCGCAGAGGCUCACCACAAAUAACGCACUCAAGCUAGCCAUCCACGUAAGUAAAAAGUUCGCAUCGAAGGAAGCGAUCCUCAAGUCCAUGGGGCGAGGCUUAAGCUCCAUUUCCAAGUACGGCCUAAGCAUGAACGACAUUGAAGUAAGAAACGAUAAGUAUGGAAAGCCCCUCGUUUUUUUGUAUAACCAGGCAAGGAAAAUAGCCAACGAAAUGGGCAUAGUAAAUAUAUUUUUAUCCCUAAGUGAUGAAAGGAUAACUUGCCCAAAUCAUAAUGUUAAAAAGGAUGAGGCCACGACGUGCAACUUUUGCACGUACCUGAUCCAUGCACAGGCUCUUUCUGUUGGGUCAAAUGUGUGA